Trichoderma harzianum CBS 226.95 is the source of this 2793-nucleotide messenger RNA. RefSeq names its product glycoside hydrolase family 78 protein. Gene Ontology annotation, biological process: carbohydrate metabolic process. The record is from RefSeq and is a predicted model, not a curated record. The transcript has a single exon. NCBI's taxonomy places the organism in Eukaryota, Fungi, Ascomycota, Sordariomycetes, Hypocreales, Hypocreaceae. Bases 1 to 2793 code for a protein of 930 amino acids.
AUGGGUCAUUCGGUGUCUCCAGUCUUGGUUCUUCCACCGACUUUUGAGCAGCAUCACAAUGGGUUUGGAGUUCAAUGUGUGCACCCAAGGCUUUCAUGGAGGUUUUCAUGCUCGAAAGAGCAAAUACGCAAUUGGAAACAGACUGCAUACGAUAUCGCAAUUUCCUCCAAUAGCACAGAGCCUGGCCAAGUCUUUCACGUAGAGAGCGAAGACAACGUUCUAGUACCGUGGCCGAACUCAGAGCCACUCAACUCACGAGCGCGCCGGUUUGUGCGCGUCAGGUGCUAUGGCAAAUACUCUCUAUUCGAUGGGCGCGAUAAUGAUUCCGACCAUGAGUCCGUGACCGAAUGGUCUGCAUCGUCUCUUUUGGAAAUUGCAUUGCUGAGAAACAGCGAUUGGAAGGGGAGUAUGAUCACAGUGUCGGAGCCGUGGCCUCUGGGUCCGGACCUUUCAGCCCGCCCCCUGUGCUUUCACAAGCGGUUUCAUCUUUCCCUAAAAGACGGGAUGAUUGACAGGGGCCGGCUAUAUGCCACGAGCUAUGGCGUGUACAGCGUGCGGAUCAAUGGCAGAAAAGUCGGCGACCACUGUUUGGCCCCGGGUUUCCAAAGCUACCAUAAGAGACUGCAUUACCAGAUUUACGAUAUUAAAGAUCUUUUGGUAACGCCUGGGUGGAACAAGAUCGAGAUAGACGUGGCCGCCGGCUGGUUUGCCUCUGCCACCAGUUGGGCCAGGAAACGAUUCACCUACGGCCAGAAACUCGGUGUCCUACUUCAGCUAGAGAUUUGGGCUGCAGACUCUUCCUUGCCGAUUUUGGUGAACACCGACGCGAGCUGGAGCGUCUCCAACACGCCUUUGGUUAGCAGUGAAAUACUGGAUGGUGAAAUCUUUGACCAAAGUCUGAGUGUGGGCUCAAAGCUGGACGACGCUUUCUCGGUCCGAGAGUCGCCUCUUGCAGUGAGCCGGCUCAUCUCUCCGGAAGCCCCGCCAGUAAGGGUGGUGGAGAGGCUGGAAGCAAAAGACAUAUUCAAGUCGCGGUCCGGAAGCGCUGUCAUUGUGGACUUUGGACAAAAUAUCGCCGGUCGUAUUUGCGUUAAACAAGUGCAGAAACCUGCUGGCUCUAGAAUCACGUUUCGCCAUGCCGAAGUCAUCCAAGACGGGGAGAUUAUGUGUCGUCCCUUGCGAACAGCAAAAGCCAGGGACAUUAUAAUAUGCGAUGGCCGAGAACUCCUUGACUGGCAUCCGCAACACACGUUCCACGGCUUUAGAUAUGUCGAGAUUGCGGGAUGGAGCCCUGAUGACAAGAACUGCCCUCUCACCAAAGCAUGCAUUGUCGCCGAGGUGAUGCAUACUGACAUGCUGCGUACGGGUUGGUUUUCAUGCUCCAACGAUGAUGUCAAUCGACUACAUGAGAAUGCUCUCUGUAGCAUCAAGAGCAACUUUUUGAGUGUGCCCACAGAGUGCCCAUCAAGAGAUGAGCGCUUUGGUUGGACGGGAGACCUGAACAUCAUUGCACCUACUGCCAACUUCUUGUAUGACACGGCUGGCAUGUUGGGAAACUGGUUGCAGGAUCUGUACCUCGAUCAGAUGGAGGGGACCGAAUACUGGCGCCAAGGCGUGGUGCCCUUGUUCAUUCCCAAUUUUUUACUAAGAAAUGGCGACGGGGGCCACGGGUGGGAUCCGAUGCCAAAUGGCGUUUGGGGUGACGCUGCAGUUAUGGUUCCCUGGGGCCUGUAUCGUAUGUCUUGUGAUGUUAGUUUCCUCUCGAGGCAGUAUGAUAGCAUGGUUAAGUACCUGGAAAAUGGCGUGACUCGAGGUCAGGAUGGACUCUGGGAUCCUGAGCAGUGGCAGUUUGGCGACUGGUUAGACCCAAGAGCGCCCCAGAACGAUUCCGGCAGAGGGACCACGGAUGGCACAUUUGUCGCCGAUUGUUUCCUCAUUGCUUCCACUCAGAUCGCUGGGAAGGUAGCCGCGAAGCUAGCCAAACCGGUUGACUCCUCUCGCUUCAGAGACGCUGCACUGCGCCUAGUUCAUGCGUGGCGGGACAAGUAUUUGACCGCGGCUGGUCUCGUGGUUCCAGAUACUGCAACGGCUCUUUCGCUCGCCUUGUCGUUUGAUCUUUUGCCAGAAUGUGGAGACAACUCAAUAAAGGCACAGGCGGCCGCUCGUCUGUUCCGACUGGUACGUCUUAAUGACUUUAAGCUUACCACAGGAUUUGUGGGCAGUGCAUUUCUUUCUCGGGCACUCACCCAGUCCGGUGGCGUCGAACUAGCCUACGCUAUGCUGUUCCAGAAGAAAUGUCCUUCGUAUCUGUAUCCCAUUACGAUGGGAGCCACCACGACGUGGGAGCGCUGGGACAGCAUGCUCCCUGAUGGGACUGUUAAUCCCGGUUCAAUGACAAGCUUCAAUCAUCAUGCUCUCGGGAGCAUCGCAAAUUGGAUGCACGCUGAUGUAGGCGGACUCGAGGCGAUUGAGCCCGGCUGGAAAGUAUUCAGAGUGAAGCCGCAGCCCAAUAAGGAGCUGAGCUGGGCGGAUACCGCAUUCGAAUCAAGGUACGGCCGGAUUGAGCUGAGAUGGACCUUAAAGGGAGACCUUUUCCGCAUGAGAUUACGGGUGCCUCCAAACUCUACCGCCGUCGUCAGCCUUCCCAGUGACGGCCGAGAAUCUGAGGUGGGGAAGCGGGAAGCUAAAGAGCAAAGAUUUGGGUCGGGAGAAUACGACUUAAGGUGUCAAUUUGUACAAACACAGUGGCCACCAAAGGCACUGCUUCCACCAUGGGGAAGAGCAGAGUUCUAG